Messenger RNA from Metarhizium brunneum ARSEF 3297, 3573 nucleotides. It is a transcript of the gene ltnD, whose product is annotated as L-threonate dehydrogenase. NCBI's taxonomy places the organism in Eukaryota, Fungi, Ascomycota, Sordariomycetes, Hypocreales, Clavicipitaceae. Gene Ontology annotation, molecular function: NAD binding; oxidoreductase activity; NADP binding. The record is from RefSeq and is a predicted model, not a curated record.
AUGCAUACAAUACACUACAGGCCGCACAACUUCUUCGUGUCGCGAAACGGCAAACAAGUGCAAGUGGGCGAGACGAGGACGCAAGCCGGCCAGAUGAUGCCAUUGACAGCCAGCAAGCCUGAUGACGGCCCGGAGCCUGUCUCUCCUGCCAACAUUGGCUUUCUUGGUGCUCGUGGCUGGAGUUUGCCGCUGCUCAUGGGUGCCGUGUCCAAGCCCGAGUUACGGGUUCAUGUCUACGAUGAUGCCUCUGACCUGGUGCCGAGGCUGGCAGAGCUGGGCGCCAUCACAAAAGACAGUCUCGUCAAGGUGGCAAGGCACUGCCAAACCAUUGUGUGCGCAACGUCCGAUAUCAAGGAGCUAGAGAGCCAUCUGUUUUGCUCGCAGAGCGGCAUAUUACCAGCACUUCCAAAACAUUCCAUUGUCCUGCUUUCCCCCAGCAGCCCGCCGUCGUACUAUCCGUACCUGCUCCGAAGAAUAGCAGACGAGGGCAGGCCUGACGUCUCGCUUUUAGAUGCCGCCUGUCUCGCCAAGUCAUCACAUGGUAAUCACCACGGGCGCAACGUCCUUGUUCUGUCAGGACCCGCCGGGGCUCUUGCAGAAGCAAAUGAAACGCUUCGCGGUAUUCCGGUCCAGAUAUGGCCGAUCCCCGGAGGGCUUGGCCAGGCCUCCAAAGUGGAAAUGGUUAACCAACUCUUGACCGGCUUGCAUGCGGCUGCAGCGGCCGAGGCCAUGGGAUUGGCGGCCAAGGCUGGACAGAAUACGCAGGUUACCUUUGAUAUCAUAAGCAACGCAGCUGGAACUUCAUCGGCGUUUGAGUCGCGUGUUCCGCACAUGCUGUCGGGAGAUUGGAAGUCUCAAGCUAGCACUUGGCAGCGAACCCUCGACAGCCUUAAAUCUGCCAUUUCAACGGCGCGAAAACUUCAUUUUCCCUUGCCCCUGACUGCCACCGUAGAGCAGUUAUUCAUAUCCGGUGUAUCGCAAGGCCUUGGCAAUGAUGGCGACGGCGCACUGGUUCGUGCCUACUUGCCCGAAUGUCCCGACCUCGUCAAGGACAAGGCCGGCCAACGCAGCGUGAAUACGUCGUCGCAUGCUCCGUGCUGCAGGGCUGGUGACGUUUCCAAGAUAGGCUUCGUUGGCCUGGGGGCCAUGGGCCAAGGCAUGGCCGCGUCGUUGAUCCGGGCCGGCUUUGUCGUCCAGGGCUACGAUGUUCACUCUCCUGCAGUAGAGGCAUUCGCCAGCCUGGGCCCAGGUGCCAUGUCAGCAGGUUCCCCGGGAGAAGCAAUUAGUGGAUCGGACGCGGUCCUGCUGAUGGUGCAAAAUGCGAGCCAGAUUGACGACGUGCUCUUCGGAAGCUGCCGAGGCGCGGCUGCUUUGUCCAGCGGUUCGGUGGUCAUUGUCAGCUCAACGGUUCCACCAGAACAUGUCCGGAAUGUCAAUUUGAGACUGAAGGAGAUGGGCAAAGGCGUUCUGUUGGUGGAUGCCCCGGUCAGUGGAGGUGUAGCUCGGGCUGCCAACGGCACCUUGACGAUUAUCUGCUCUGGGGAGAAUGAGGGCAUUUCCAAAGCUCGAGGGGUCCUCCUGGCCAUGACGGGGGGAGAGAAGAAUUUAUGCCAGGUCGAGGGCGGCAUUGGUAUGGCCUCAUCGGUGAAGCUCAUCAACCAGCUGCUCGCAGGAGUCCACAUUGCUGCGGCUGCUGAAGCCAUGGCGUUUGCUGCUCGUCUUGAUCUUGACACCCAAAUAGUAUUUGACAUUUUCAAGGCGUCCUCGGCGUGGAGUUGGAUGUUUGAAAAUAGAGUUCCCCAGAUGUUGAACGGUGAUUGGACCCCGCAUUCCGCUUUAGCCAUUUUCGUCAAAGAUCUCGGGAUAGUUCUUGAUGAAGCCGCGCGGUUGAACUACUAUGCGCCCAUCUCCUCUGCCGCACACACCUUGUAUCUGGCCGGCGCAGGCCACGGCUGGACAAAUGAAUCCGACUCGGGCGUAGUAAGGCUGUGGGAAAUGCUAGGGCCAUCAGUCAAGAGCAAGGCCGACGAGAAAUUGGACAAGCCGAACAGCCAGGGUGUUGAAGACCAAGCCAAGAGGACGUCCAUCAUGAACCCCGGUUCUGACAACCGCAAAGGGCCACAGCGCCUCCCUGCUGCUCCUACUCUUGCAUCACUGCCGCCCGAAUACCCCCACGACGUCCUCAGUUCCAUCCAGGGGGUGGUGGGCAGCGAUCAAGUUCCUACGCUGGUAAUAUUGGACGAUGACCCCACAGGCACGCAGACUUGUCACGAUAUUGACGUCUUGACCGUGUGGGAUUCGGAGACGCUGGAUUCCGAGUUCCGUCUUGACCCCCGCGGUUUCUUCAUCUUGACCAACUCGCGAGCACUCCCAUCCGCAGCAGCUCGCGAGUUGAUCCAAGAAAUCUGCGCAAACGUGGCACAAGCAGCGAAAAGAGCCGGCAAGGCCUUCGAAAUCGUCCUUCGAGGGGACUCCACCUUGCGAGGCCAUCUUCCCGAGGAGCCCGAGGCAGCAGAGGCCGCCCUUGGUGCGUUUGACGGCUGGAUAAUUUCUCCAUUUUUCGCCCAGGGCGGCAGAUACACUAUUGAUGACGUGCACUACGUGAAAGAAGGGGAUACCCUGGUGCCCGCCAGCCAGACGCAGUUUGCUGCCGAUGCUACUUUUGGAUAUCAAAACUCCAAUUUGCGGCAAUACAUUCUCGAAAAGUGCGGCCCGCGCUUCAACAAUGAUUCCUUCCUCAGCAUCACCUUGCAAGACAUCCGAGAGGGGGGGCCCAAAGCCGUGACGGAGAAGCUGCUCUCUGUGGGCCCGGACUCCAACAGAGUCAUCAUUGUGAAUGCCGUCGCCGAGUCAGAUAUGCAUGUAUUCGUCGCCGGCCUCUUGGAGGCGGAGAAAGGGGGCAGGCGAUAUCUCUACCGAACAGGGGCGGCCUUUGUCUCGUCGAGACUUGGCAUCAAGGGCAUCCCGCCACUCACCAUGAAAGACCUGGGGGUGUUUUCGGGUGCUGGCGAAAGACGUCCCGGCGGACUGGUCAUUGCCGGAUCAUAUGUCCCAAAGACGACAGUGCAGUUGGAAGCCCUGACACAACGGCUCAAAGCUAAGCUGCAGGUGGUGGAACUCAAGGUGCCAGACUUGAUUGCCUCGGAAGAUGCUGCCGAGAGCAUCGUCAGGGCAGCAGCGCAGGCUGUCUCCAUGAAGCUUUACGCCGGACACGACGUUCUCGUCAUGACAUCAAGAGCGCUCAUAAAAGGCCAUGAUGGCCUUAGUUCUUUGAACAUUGGGUCUAAAGUUGCCAAUGCUCUCGUGCAAUUGCUGGGGCUGGUUGACGUCCACCCGAGGUACAUUAUCGCCAAGGGUGGCAUUACUUCAUCUGACACUGCCACAAAAGGCCUCAAAAUGAAGCGCGCCAGGGUUUUGGGCCAAGCAGCUCCUGGCGUGCCACUAUGGCGAUGCGAUGAGGAAACAAGCCGACAUCGGGGCGUCCCGUUUGUCGUUUUCCCUGGAAAUGUCGGCAAUGAGGACGCCUUGGCAGAUCUCGUGGAAGCAUGGGCAAUGCCAGAGGAGGCAUCAUAA